AUGCCUUUAUUGAAUUCAAUAGCGCGAGACGAACUAUUUUCCGAAUGCUUCUAUAAUAAGAAUAACAAUAAUGGUGCAUUGGAGAUACCUCAAGACGUCACAGAGGUUCCAUGGGAUGGCUAUUGGAAGAACUUGAACUGGAAAUGUGUGGACAUGAGACGCGCCUGUCAACUCAAAAUCAUUGGGGAACAAGCCUUUGAUGGGUGCAAGUCGCUUUUUCAAGUAUUUUUUGCCCCUAAUGUACAAGUUGUUCAAGCACAGGCCUUCCACAACUGUCUCAUGCUUCACUCGGUUGUUGGAUUUGACAAGCUUGUGAAUCUGACAGAAAUUGGUGUCGAGGCCUUUGCAGGCUGUGGCAGUUUGACAAACAUGUUGCUUCCCCCGACCAUCAUUACUCUUGGUGGAGGGGCCUUUUUUCGGUGCGUCAGAUUACAAAAAGUAAGGUUGCCUCCCAAUAACCUAAACACCAUUCCAAGUCAUGCCUUCUAUGGCUGUUCGGAACUCCAAGAGAUCAAUUUGGAGUCGACCAUGGUAUGCACUAUUGAAGAAAUGGCAUUUACAAUGUGUGUGCGAUUGAUCGAAGUUGGUGUUCCCCCUACUUUGGAGACAAUUGGUCCCUAUUCCUUUUCGAGUUGCAAGAGCCUCCAAACUAUUCACGGAUUGAACCAAGCUUGUCGACUCCAGACUAUUGGUCGGGAAGCCUUUCGAGAUUGCGCAGCGUUGAUCUUGUUGGACUUGACUCAUACUAUAGUGCAAGUAAUUCAAGAAGGCACCUUUGACGGUUGUAGGAGGUUGCAGGAGAUUGUACUCAACGCCGAGUUGAUGGAUAUUGCAUCCAACGCAUUUCGGGGCUGUUCGGCAUUGCAAACAGUACAUUUUCAUCCGUCUAGCCACUUGAAAACGAUUGGAGCUGGAGCCUUCGAGGACUGUAAGACUUUGAAUCACGUGACCUUUCCAUCAAGCUUGGAAUCUAUUGAAUGUGAGGCAUUUAGGGGGUGUUCAAAUCUGGAUUCAGUCGCGUUCCAAGACGGCUUGAGAUGUAUUGCAGAAUACGCCUUUUUUGGUUGUGAAUCUUUGAUAGAUGUUACCAUUCCUAGUUCUGUCGACUAUCUAAUGGAAAAUUCGUUUGAUGGAGAUAGUUUGGAACGGAUUGAUACCAACGGGGAUCGAUUGGAACUGUCCAUUCGACUCUGGAGCAUGUAUCCUGAUGCCUUUGUUGGAUUGUCGGAGGAGAAAUGGUGUUAUCUAUAUUGUCACGAUGACAAGAAUUUCUGUUCCAUUAUGACCAGAAAGGAUAAUGAAAAACUAGACUGUGUAAAGCAAAUCUUUGCCAACAAUCUUCACAAGUUGGCUCACUGGAGUAUUUCCGUAGGAUCCAUUGGCACUUGA
This is a messenger RNA of Cylindrotheca closterium, 1389 nucleotides long. NCBI's taxonomy places the organism in Eukaryota, Bacillariophyta, Bacillariophyceae, Bacillariales, Bacillariaceae. The record is from the annotation of a GenBank genome assembly.